UAACAACUCGUGGAGGUACGGUGUUGCUGCUCGUCCUUAAGGAGGCUAAUUGAUUCGUUCUUCAGUUGGUGAACUUAUAAUUGCAUAUUGUAACCAUGUCUCAGAAAAGGCUGGCCACAAGUGCGCGCUCUGACAUCACUGAGAUGGACAUUGAUGGUACAGAGAUAGCCAAACUUCAGCGACAGCUCAGGAUCAUGGAAGGAGACCGGCAGGCUUAUAACAACCAGGCCCAGGAGAAGAUCCGCAAACAACAGCAGGAGAUUGAAAAGCUGGAGAAGGAGCAGGGGGAGCUGCAUCGAAACCUUGCUGUAUGCAUGAACUCUUUGCACCAACAACAGGAUAGCGAGGAUGCUCAGAGUCUUCAGGCUCUGCUCGAGCAGAAGGACAUUGUAGAGGAGGAGCUGGAAAAAGAGAAGCAAAGUCAAAAUGACUUGCAAAAAGAGAUUUUGAGCAUGCAGUCUAAGGUUGCUGAGCUGAGAAAAGGGAUGGUCAGUACCAGUGAUUUACAAAUGUUGGAAGCACAGAAGACUCAGAAGGCCAUACACACUUUGGAAUACAAAUUGGAAAGAGCUUCCACUCGCUUCAGUGAGCAGUUGACCAAAAACAACCACCUAAAAGAGGAGUUGAAGAAUCUUUACACUGACCGAGCCCGUUUCCAGCAACUCUGUAACAGGCUUAAUAUGGAGCUGCAGGAAAUCCAUAAGAAGAUUGGGGAAAUAAUCAGUCAAUCCACCGCUGCUUACGAUGGGAGGGUGGAGGCUCAGUCCAAGAUGACCACGAUGAGUGAGAAAGCAGUGAAGGACCUUGCCCAGUACAACGCUGACAUAUUAGAACUUGAGAGAGUUAUUGCACAUCAGUUUAACCUGAAAGAGUUCAUGAGCACCAAAGACAAUGAGAGGAAUGGGCAAGGCAACGAGCAUGAGACAGCAUCAAGACAGGAACCGAAGGAACAGAAGAAGGUGGAUUCAGGGGAAGAGUCAUUGGAUGCCCUGGAGGAAUUGUUUGAGAGGAUUCAGACUGUGACAGGGGAGGACAAUCUGGAUCUGCUGUCCACCAGGUUCAUCCAGGAUGAGGACCGUAACUUUGCACUCUUGAAUUUUGUGAAUGAGCAAAGUAAUGAGGCUGAAGCACUGAGGGAUCAAAUCAGUCAUAUCCAAGAGGAGAUGGAGCAGUUUCAAUUUAAAGGUCUGCAGUGGGAACAAGAUCGCCGCGCUUUGCUGAGAGACACUGAAGAGAAACAAAAGGAAACUGAAUCCAAAGCACAGGAUUAUGAAAACCAAGCCAACAUCAUUAGCAAAAUCCUGGAUGAAAUUAAAACAGGAGUUAACAGCAUUGUCUCUAAAAUGGAGUGUGACCGUUCAGUGAUUGAGGAUAAGCUGGGUUCCUCUACAGGAAUCACCGACAAUAACAUAAUGUCCUACCUUGGUCUUGUAGAGCAGAAGACUGAUAGACUGCUCACUAUACAGGCUUUUCUCAAUUCUAAAGAUGUGGAAAAGGACUACAAUCAUAAAGAGCUGAUCAAAUUCCUACUGAGUAAAAAUCCAAAACCACAUCAGCAAAAUAUUCAACCUUCUAUCAACAGUGUGCAGUAUGAUGCCGAACAAUCUCCCAGCAUUGAUGAGAGUGAACGGCCCCUUUCAGAAGUUGAACUCCGCAGAAGAAUAAUGCAAGGGGUUAUGCAGAAAGAAAGUUCUGGCCCACAAGCAUCAACAAAAGGCUCAAAGAUCAGUCAUCAGCUUGAUGGCAAACAGCACUCCCUGGAGGAUGCACUUCUGUGACACAUUAACAUAAUCAGGGGUUUUA
Molecule: messenger RNA, 1803 nt
Organism: Melanotaenia boesemani (Boeseman's rainbowfish)
Lineage: Eukaryota; Metazoa; Chordata; Actinopteri; Atheriniformes; Melanotaeniidae
Gene: odad1
Product: outer dynein arm docking complex subunit 1
Exons: 15
Coding region: 96-1778 (560 amino acids)
Biological process (GO): outer dynein arm assembly; cilium movement
Cellular component (GO): axoneme
Source: RefSeq, a predicted model, not a curated record